UUUAUUGAUGAAAACGAAAGUUAGAUUUGAGAUUGGAACAUAAUACAGGGUGCGAUGGCUAAAUCAUAUUCUAACCAUUACGGAAAUACUUGUUCUCCAAAAACAAUUUCCGAUGAAAACCAAACGUAUGAAAUUAUAGAUGACUUUGUAUUGUCGAAAACAAAUUAUGAUAUCUUGAAAAACGAUCAAAAUGCCGAAAUCAUUAAUAGAAACAAAACCAGUGGAAGAAUAGAGCAAAGUGAUUGUAAAAAGGAGCAUAUUUUGAAUAAUAAAACCGGCGACGAAACUCAAAAAUAUUAUUAUAUCGAAGAACAACACGAGACUUCUUGUAACUCUGACAUUUACGAGAGUGUAGAAAUUCAAGCAGUGAAACCUAUUCAUUGCGCUUCAACACAUUUGACUUUCAAAUCUUCGCGAGGAAAACGUUUAACUUGUUUUAUAUUUGGGUUUCUUUUGUUGGGUGUCAUAGUCGGUAUGACUGCGUUUAUGUUACUGAAAAAUAAUUCGCAAGAUCCCGACAACCAAAACACUCAGGCUCAAGUGACACCAUGCACCAGUUCACCAUGCUUAAACAAUGGAGAAUGUAAAAUACAAAAUGAUACAUAUCAAUGCGAGUGUCCUGUUGGUUUUGAUGGAACUAAAUGUCAAGAAACACCGUGUUCUAGAGAACCUUGCUUCUACAAUGGAACUUGCACUGAACAUGGUAAUUUACCAAUCUGUACGUGUACUGAUGGAUACAAUGGAUCAAGAUGUGAAGCCACACCAUGCCACAGUUCACCUUGUUCGAAUGGGGGAGAAUGUACACUAACCGGAAGUAGUUUUGAUUGUUCCUGUCCAACUGGAUACUUUGGAAGCCAAUGUCAAGGAACACCAUGCCACAGUUCGCCUUGUUUAAAUAAGGGAACAUGCAAGCCCACUGGUAGUAGUUUUGUUUGUUUUUGUCCAACUGGAUACAGUGGAAAGCAAUGUCAAGUCACACCAUGCCACAGUUCACCUUGUUCGAAUGGGGGGACACCAUGCCACAGUUCACCUUGUUCAAAUAGGGGAAUAUGCAAUCCUUCUGGUAGCAGUUUUGGUUGUUCCUGUCCAACUGGAUACAGUGGAAAACAAUGUCAAAUCACACCAUGCCAUAGUUCACCAUGCUUGAAUGGGGGAAGGUGCACAACAACUAACAAUGGUUUUGUGUGUUCCUGUCAAACUGGAUUCUCUGGAUACCGAUGUCAAAGUAUGUUUCAAUAUAUUAAUCGACAGUGGGUUCGACCGUCAUGUCCCUCUGGUUGGAAGAUGAACGAAAAAACAUGUUAUUAUUUUAGCAGUGAAAGCACAGAUUGGUAUACAGCCAAGGUUGUCAAAAUUUGUCUACUUUAA
Molecule: messenger RNA, 1368 nt
Organism: Mytilus trossulus (common blue mussel)
Lineage: Eukaryota; Metazoa; Mollusca; Bivalvia; Mytilida; Mytilidae
Product: adhesive plaque matrix protein 2-like
Exons: 9
Coding region: 55-1368 (437 amino acids)
Biological process (GO): heterophilic cell-cell adhesion; establishment or maintenance of epithelial cell apical/basal polarity
Cellular component (GO): plasma membrane; protein-containing complex
Molecular function (GO): calcium ion binding
Source: RefSeq, a predicted model, not a curated record